This is a messenger RNA of Amborella trichopoda, 1252 nucleotides long. RefSeq lists its product as uncharacterized. The record is from RefSeq and is a predicted model, not a curated record. Gene Ontology annotation, molecular function: protein binding. Lineage: Eukaryota; Viridiplantae; Streptophyta; Magnoliopsida; Amborellales; Amborellaceae.
CUCUCUCUACUCUAUCUCUCUCUAAACCUCUCUCUCUCUAAACUUCUCUCUCUAUAUAUGCAGUAGUGUUUUUACUCUUUCCUCCGCUUGCCCAUUUCGGCUGAGCAGCAAUGGAGUUAGUAGAGAGAGCAGAAAGGCCAUUGAAAUUGGUGGAAGUGGGGCUCAAUUCGUGUAGAAAUGCAGCGGUUUCCUCUGAAUUUGGGGUAGCUAGAGAGAGAAAGAAGGAAGGCGAGAAUCAGACACGAAAAGCAGCGGUUUCCUGUGAAUUUGGGGUAGCUAGAGAGAGAAAGAAGGAAGGAGAGAAUAAUAGAGAGAAGAAGAUGAAGAGGUGGAGUGAUCCUCUCAGAGUCUUUGGGCCAGACCUGUUUCUGUUGAUUCUGCAGCGUCUGGAUGCACACAGCGUGGCACGAUCCCUCUUGGUCUCCCGCGGGUGGCGUAGAGUAGCCUCUAGCGACACCCUCUGGGCCAAGAAGUGUGAAGAAUUGUGGUUGGGUAAGGCACAUAUUCCUCGCAUGUCUAUGGUGAAAGGAAUAUCAAAAUUAUCCGCUUACUCUGUCUCCAUUAUGGAUAGCAAACGUACCCGCAUAUUAAGGGAUGACCUCUGUGACCAUGCAUGGGAGUUCCGUUUCAAAAAGACUGCUCCACCUUAUUGGCUCAAUUUGGAUCCAUCUUGGAGAUGCACAGGGCCUCCCAUGCACCGUUACUUCCACCCUGAUGGUACUCAAACUGCAGAUCCUUUAGAUGGAGUCUGGGGAGGCCAUGAAAGCACUUACUGCAUAGUCACGAGUUUUGUAGAUGAUGAGAAAAUCAGAGAGCAUUAUGUACGAAUUAACAGGUGGCCUCGCAUGUCUGUUUUAAGGAAGGAAGACUGGAGUUGGGAGUUGGCCAACCAGUUGUAUUGGUACGCAAGUGUCCCUGAUGCCAAUAAGGAGGGAGGAACUGGACCCAUGUUUCUGGUUCGUUAGGAUGGAAAAUAUGAGUAGCCUGCUCAUUUCUACUGUAUGUUCUUUCGUAUAUUUAUAGGUGGUUAGAGAGGGAGAGGGUUAUCUGAAUGUGCAUAUUUUGUAUAGGUUUCUUUCUGGUUAUCUUCAUGUAGUUCGUAUAUUUAUGGGUGGUUAGAGAGGGAGAGGGUUAUCUGAAUGUGCAUAUUUUGUAUGGGUCUCUUUCUGGUUAUGUUCAUAUACUAGAAUCUUGGUACUCAUCUUGGCAUGCUUUUGUAAAUAGAUUAUGAGGAAGGAAAAAGUUUAUACAA